This is a messenger RNA of Rhipicephalus microplus (southern cattle tick), 984 nucleotides long. RefSeq names its product multiple C2 and transmembrane domain-containing protein 1. Gene Ontology annotation, biological process: regulation of neurotransmitter secretion. NCBI's taxonomy places the organism in Eukaryota, Metazoa, Arthropoda, Arachnida, Ixodida, Ixodidae. Gene Ontology annotation, molecular function: calcium ion binding. The record is from RefSeq and is a predicted model, not a curated record. Gene Ontology annotation, cellular component: synaptic vesicle membrane.
AUGUCAAUCAAGGACGUGCCCCAUCCCGAAGCCAAUUUCUGCCAAUGCGUCACAGCACACCGUGCCAGCACCAUUGCGCCGCCAGGCAGCGAAAGCAACCUGAAUGCAAUCUGCGUGGUCGAGCUGUCACCGAAGAUGCUGUGGAACAAGGGCGACCCCAAGACCAUCAAUCCCACGUGGAGCACCAUGUACCGCUUGAAGGUGACGGACAUCCACGCCGUGCUUCAAGUGACCGUGCUCACGGACGUCAAAAAGCAGGAGUUCCUCGGCACUGUGGCCUUCCCACUGAUAUCGGUGGACUCGGGAAAGAAGCAAUGGUACGCGCUCAAGGACCAGAACCUCGACAAUACCACGGGAGGAUUCAUCCUGCUCGAAAUAGACCUCAUAUACAAUCCGAUGAAAGCUCUGAUAUGCUGCUUCAAGGACAAAGGUCCCGGUCCACCGGCGCUCAACGAAACGGAGCUGACGAGGGCUGCCCUGACCCGGAACAUGGCACGUCUGAAGGCUCUCUACGAAUACUACAAACGGAUAACUGAUUUUUUCAUCGGCUGCUUCAACUGGGUGUCCAUACCGCGGUCCAUCAUCUCCCUCGUGCUGUUCUCGUGGCUGACCCUGAAGGGCGAGCCGUACAUGGUGCCCCUGAUCGGUGCCCUGCUCUUCUUCGCCGAAAUGAUCGCUGUCCUUGUCCUCCCCGUCGAAGAGGACAGAGAGUUGUUUCGAGAAGGCCAGCAGAGUGAUGAUGACAGCUCUCGGCAGUCCCUCAAGGGCAAGUUGGCUCGUCUCCAGGAGAUCGCAGCAACCAUGCAGAACACCAUGGGCACGGUGGCCUCGUACGGCGAGCGACUGAUCAACACAAUCACGUUCGCCGAUCCAUUCGUCUCGAGAAUAUUCCUCGCCAUGCUUGUGGGUGCAGGCGUCGCGGCCUACAUUGUUCCAGCACGAUACUGGGCCCUCAUGUUCGGUGAGUUCUGCACACGUCAAUAG